Staurois parvus is the source of this 253-nucleotide messenger RNA. The record is from the annotation of a GenBank genome assembly. NCBI's taxonomy places the organism in Eukaryota, Metazoa, Chordata, Amphibia, Anura, Ranidae.
CCAGGGGCGGACUGACCAUUUGGAAACUCGGGCACUGGCCGAGGGCCCAGGGUCAGUAGGGGGCCCCAUGAGAUGCCCCUGGUACCUUUUUCAUAGGUUUUUUGGAGUUUGGGCAAGGACACAGGGGCAUAUUGCCCAGGGGCCCCAUGAGUUGUCAGUCCGCCCCUGGUCAGUACCCUCAUCAGUGCCUCCUCAUCAAUGCCAACCAGUGCUGCCUCAUCAGUGCAACCUAUCAGUGCUGCCUCAUCAGUGC